Molecule: messenger RNA, 1230 nt
Organism: Caenorhabditis angaria
Lineage: Eukaryota; Metazoa; Nematoda; Chromadorea; Rhabditida; Rhabditidae
Source: the annotation of a GenBank genome assembly
AUGGUAGAAGUUCCCAUGGAUUGUGAAAAUAUUGUGAAACGGGUUUACACAAAUCAGAAAAUUGAAAAAGAUUUGGAAAAUCCGAUUGCUUUUAUCAGAAAUGUUUAUACCGUAAGUUAGAAUUUGUAAGAUCAACUUGUGAAAUCAAUUCUAGAUUUACGAAUUUCAAGAAAUAUUGCUCUCCUCAAUCUACCAUCCUUCAAACACAUAUUGUUAUUCUGUUGACAUUAAUUCAAAAACUGGAAUUUUUGAGAAACUUCAGAAAUUAUCUAGAUGUUUGCCAAAUGUAAUUCUAAAUCCCGUGAAAUAUGACUUCGAUUCGGCUGGACAUUUUCAAGAUCGAGCAAAUUUCAAAUGCUUGGAAUUGAUUUUGGAAAGAAAAUGGUAUCAUGCGAUAUUUUUGCAGAACAAUGACCUGGUUUUGAAAUCUGUAGAAGAGUUAGCUGAACUCAGUAACUUGCUGAAUUACACAAGUAUGAUAUCAUUCCUAAACACCCCGGAAAAUCGAUAUAUUCAUAAUGCUGACUGGACUCCGGCUGGUUUAAAACUUUUUAAGAAUGGUAACUUUUUGUUAGAAAAAACAAUAUUAACUCACAAUCAAGUAGGAAAUUUACAGAAGCUGAAGUCGCUGUGGACAUUCUACAUAAACCCUUGAAAAUCUGGAUGGGAUCGAAUCAAAAUGUUUUGUCAAAAACGUUUGCGAAAUCGAUUUUCGAGAAAUUAAACUUGGAAGGAAUUUUGAAUCGCUUCGAUCAGAAAGAGGUGAACAAGAAGUUUUCUAGAAGAACAACAUAAUUGUACUUUUUUCCUCUUCAGAUCUAUGGAGUUGAUGAGAUGUUUGUGCAAACUUUAUAUCGAAACAAUCUUGGAUUAGAAGGUCAACCAACUUCCGAUUGUUCUAGUAUAGUUGCGAAUUUUAUGCGAUUCGUUGAUUGGCAAGUGAACCCAACAUUCUUCAAUUCAAAGUGUAAAUCAAGAAUUUCAAGACAUGCCGUUUGUAUACUUGGAGUUGAAUAUUUACAAGACUUUACCGAGUCUAAUUUUGUGAUAGCCAAUAAAAUUCUGGAGAAUUUUGAUCUAGCUCCACUGAUUUGUAUGAAGCAGAUCGAUGAAGAGAGGAAGAUCAGGGGAAAGAAAACAUCGCGAAGAGAUCUUCAAGGAUAUCCGCAGUUUCGAGAAAUGGAAAUGAGGGAAAAUGGAAGUUAUAAUAAAUAUGAUUUCAGGUGUUAA